CCUCUCCAAGCACCACCCUCUUCCUUCCACUGCCCCAUGGCCAACGCAAUGUCUCCGCACCUCCUCCUCCUCCUCCUCCUCCUCCUCCUCUCCAUCUCUUCCCUCGUCCCUGCCUCUCGUAUUCCGGCCGUCAUUGUCUUCGGGGACUCCACCGUCGACUCAGGGAACAACAACCAAAUCCUCACCGUCCUCAAGAGCAACUUCCAGCCCUACGGCCGGGACUUCAUCGGCGGCCGGCCCACCGGUCGCUUCUGCAACGGCCGCCUCCCCACUGACUUAAUCUCCGAGGCGCUUGGCCUUCCACCUUCCGUCCCCGCCUACCUCGACCCGGCCUACUCCAUCCGCGACUUCGCCCACGGCGUCUGCUUCGCCUCCGCCGGCACCGGCCUCGACAACGCAACCUCCGACGUGCUGAAUGUGAUACCCCUAUGGAAAGAGGUGGAGUACUUCAAAGACUACAAGAAGAAGCUGAGAAGGUACGUGGGAAGGGCGAAGGCUAAGUAUAUCCUGAAGGAGGCAGUGUACAUUAUUAGCAUAGGGACCAAUGACUUCCUCGAGAACUACUACUUGCUUGUGACUGGGCGGUUCCUGCAAUUCUCCAUUGGAGAGUUCGAGGACUUCCUCAUCGAUCGCGCUGCCGAUUUCCUCACCAGAAUCUACCGGGUGGGCGCUCGUAAGAUAUCCUUCGCUAGUCUGAGUGCUAUCGGGUGCUUGCCAUUGGAGCGGACCACAAAUAUCCAGCAAGGUGGUGCUUGUGUCGAGAAAUACAGCAAGGUGGCCAGGGAUUUCAAUGCAAAGCUGCAGGCCAUGAUCGGGAGGCUGGAUGCUUCGCUGCCGGGGCUUAAGCUGAGAUACUUGGAUGCAUAUGAUCCCUUGCUUAAUAUCAUCCAGAACCCAUCCUCGUAUGGAAUCGAGAAUGUGGAAGAUGGAUGCUGUGCAACCGGGAAGUUCGAAAUGGGAUAUCUAUGCAAUGAGUGGGAACCGCAUACUUGCGAAGAUGCAGAGAAGUACGUGUUUUGGGAUGCCUUCCACCCCACCGAGAAGGUGAACCGUAUUAUGGCUAAUCUCACACUACGAACUAGUUUGUCCGAGUUUCUGUAAGGGCUAUCUCGGUACAAAUAUAUAUCAUCAUACAUAUGGCCCAUAGCAAUUCAUACAUUUGUUCAACGUUGACACUUAUUCUUUCCAUUAUUAGUUGUUUCCAAAACUCCCAAGUAUCUGCAAUAGAUUGUUUUGAUCUCUUAUUAUUAUUAUUAUUAUUUUA
Molecule: messenger RNA, 1264 nt
Organism: Phoenix dactylifera (date palm)
Lineage: Eukaryota; Viridiplantae; Streptophyta; Magnoliopsida; Arecales; Arecaceae
Product: GDSL esterase/lipase At4g26790
Molecular function (GO): hydrolase activity, acting on ester bonds
Source: RefSeq, a predicted model, not a curated record